AUGACAGGGAUCGUGGCGUUUGAGCCUCGGAAACUGAGCACAAACGGGCCAGCCACUCUCCCCCGCGCGCCGCCGCUCGUCCACCGGGUUCCGGGAGCGCCGGCCCGCGCCUCGAGGAUGAAUGAGGCUCCCCUCCCCCACAAGGGGAUCCCGCGCGGCCCCCAAGUCCCAGGGCGACGCGGCUUCAGGGCCCGCGGUCGGGGUCACCGCCGCGCCCCUCGGCCCGAGAAGUUUGAGCCCCUGCCCGGCGUGUACUCACCUCGCCGCGAGCCGUGCAACUUGUGGCCGCGCACUCAGUGUACUGGCGGGUCCACCGUCACCAACCCCGGGCUGCGCGGAGGCCGACGAGGGCCAAGCGCCCCGGAGCAGCCGCGCGCUACCCCUGGCCCGCCACCUAGUCCACGAGAAGAGCGAGCGCUGGAAAGUUUCGGUGGCGAAUGGCGGCCGGAGGGCGCUGCAGCGGCGGCGGGGCGGGGGCGCUGGCGGCUUGUCGCUCCCGAGCGUCGAGACUGGGGGGGGCUGGGCUGGGAGCGGCGGCGGCGGGAGAGGGCGGGACGGCGGGAGGGACCGACACGGCCAGUGACCUCCGCUGGGAGCGGACGCGAGCAAAGCCUACCCGGGCUGGGAGACGUGCCAAGAGGGUCGACAGCGCGCCGCCCUCCCCAGACACCUGGAAGAGGCUUCUCUCCAGCCCUGCCCUCCCCCACCGCGUGCCCGCCUGCCCCUCCCCCAGCUCCUUGGGGGGGCAGCGUCCCCACGCGGCAGCCCCUCCCCCACCGAGGGCUAGGACGCCAGGCCCGCCCUUCCCCGGACCAAGUCCAGACCCAGCCCCCCGGGGGCAGGGAAAAGACUUACAUCUCGGCUCAGUUCUUCACCCUAAAGCCUCCCCACCCCCACCUCACCCCGCCCCAAGCCCAAGGUGGAGGAGGGAAGCCUAAACGUUGCCCUCUGGGCCCCAACCCGGCCCCUAGCUCUUUUUCUACAGACUCGGAGAGGAAUGAGGGGGAACAGGGCCCCUACACGGAUACUCAAUCCCACACCCCGCACUCCAAGGUGGCUGGGGGGGAGGGGGAGGGGAGAACAAGGGCCACCCUGAAGAUUGGGAGAGGGAAUGGUAACCCAAACCACUGA
Mus pahari (shrew mouse) is the source of this 1131-nucleotide messenger RNA. RefSeq names its product basic salivary proline-rich protein 3-like. The coding region runs from base 1 to 1131 and encodes 376 amino acids. The transcript is spliced from 3 exons. NCBI's taxonomy places the organism in Eukaryota, Metazoa, Chordata, Mammalia, Rodentia, Muridae. The record is from RefSeq and is a predicted model, not a curated record.